CCCCUGGGUCCCACCCGGAGGUUUGAAGCAGCUCGGGCUGGGGCGGCCCCAGAGUCGCGCUCGAGGCGUGGGGUGGUGCUGAGAAGCCGGGACUGUCCUGGAAGGCGCAGAGCGGCGGGAGGCCACUCCAGAGCACCCCGGAGCAGAAGCAGCAGCCGCUACCAGUGUCCGCGGAGCCCACCGAGCUGGCCAUGGCGUUGUCGAUGCCGCUGAACGGUCUGAAGGAGGAGGACAAAGAUCCCAUCAUUGAGCUCUUCGUCAAGGCUGGCAGUGAUGGUGAAAGCAUAGGAAACUGCCCCUUUUCCCAGAGGCUCUUCAUGAUUCUUUGGCUCAAAGGAGUUGUAUUUAGUGUCACAACUGUUGACCUGAAAAGGAAGCCUGUAGACCUGCAGAACUUGGCUCCUGGGACCCACCCACCAUUCAUAACUUUCAACAAUGAGGUCAAAACGGAUGUAAAUAAGAUUGAAGAAUUUCUGGAAGAAGCUCUGUGCCCUCCCAAGUACUUAAAGCUUUCACCAAAACACCCGGAAUCGAAUACUGCUGGAAUGGACAUCUUUGCCAAAUUCUCUGCAUAUAUUAAGAAUUCAAGGCCAGAGGCUAAUGAAGCAUUGGAGAGAGGGCUCUUGAAAACACUGCAGAAACUGGAUGACUAUCUGAAUUCUCCCCUUCCUGAUGAAAUUGAUGAGAAUAGUAUGGAGGAUAUUAAGUUUUCCACACGUAAAUUUCUGGAUGGCAAUGAAAUGACAUUGGCUGAUUGCAACCUGUUGCCCAAAUUGCACAUCGUCAAGGUGGUGGCCAAAAAAUAUCGCAACUUUGAUAUUCCAAAACGGAUGACCGGCAUCUGGAGAUACUUAACUAAUGCUUAUAGUAGGGACGAGUUCACUAAUACCUGUCCCAGUGAUAAGGAGGUUGAAAUAGCAUAUAGUGACGUAGCCAAAAGACUUACCAAGUAAAAGAGCACUUAGAGAGAGAUGUCUUCACAUCUUUUCCUGAUUACGAAUAUGCUUUUUCUAACAGGCUGAUUCUUGUCCUAUAAAGUAGACAUUUUAUUUUGCAUGACAAUGGCAGUUACUCAAGGUUAGGAUAAAGGAUAGAUAAGGUGUAGUAGCUCUCUUUAAACAUGCACUCCUAAGCAGUAUUAUUUUAAAUUUUUUUACCCUGCCUACCUCCCCUACCCCAUAUCCUCCACUCUUCUAAUUCGGAGACACUUCGCAAACUUUCUCCUUCAGAGGCGGUUUGCCAUCUCUCUAGAGCCCUCGCCUCCAUUCACUGUGUACAGGUGGCAGGGCUGCUGAGGUGCGGGGUUCAACUGUUGACAUAGUAACCACGACCUCAUCGGUCAGCCCCAAACUGGUGCAUAAUGCGUGGUACAAGGAAUAUUUAUGUAUUUUUGGAGUUGUAUAGUAUUUAGUAAGAGUAUAUGAAAGGAUUGCUACUGUAUCAAAAUACUGUACCCUGUUUCAGUUUAGUCUAUCCUGGAUAUGUACUAAAAGCUGUACCACCAGGCAAGAGGGCCUUCUACCGAUGUCACUACAGAUUUUGCUCUUUCACUUUGUACGUGGGCUUUUACUUUUCCAAAAGCACCUAUCCAUUAUACCAGUUAUAACAUCUGACACUGUGUAGAAGCUAAAAGUUUAGAGGGAGGGAUAAUAUUCUCAGUCCUUCUCGAGAAUUUUAUCCAUGUAAGAUAAACCGAUGGGCAUAUUCUGUCUGAAUGUGGUGUUUGCUAUAUGUAAUUUUGCCCAGUGCCAUUAAUUUGGAACAUUAUUGCUUUCUUCCUUUAUUUUAAAAGGCUCCUUUUUAGGUAAACGUAGACCUUGCUGUUUGUCGAUCUUUUGAGCAACACUACGUAUACUGAUGUUUAGUUGAUUUAGCUAUAGCAGUACAAUGAUUAUUAGCAAAGUAAAAAUUAACACGGAAAUUAACCUAAUGAAGGUAGGAUGGGUUUGUCAAACUAUCAAGUAGAAUUUUGUUUCGAAAGCAUACUUAAUGUGGGUAAUCUAAAGACGGCAUUUUCCACCCUAUAUUAAAAAUAAGAUAAAACAUACAGAUUAGCAGCUUUUCCAUUCCGCCCCCAUUUACUGUUAGGCUCUGGGUAGAGGAUGACUCCCUCCUUUUGGACUAAAUUAUAAUUGUUACAUGAGUACAUAUUUACUGCAGUUUUGCCUAAUGUCAGUCAUUGUGUUUCCUUCAAUUAAAUUUCUCUGCAGCCACACUGAGGAAUAGCACCCUGCAUGUUUGUUUUUUAAAUUGAAUUCCUAAACCAGGAAUUAUUUGUGCUCUAAUAAGGGAGAAUGAACUUGGUGAAAAUAAAACAGAAGCUUGCUGUGUAUUUGUUCAUUUUUAAAAUAAAAUUAGACUUUCUAAGUAUUGCUCCAAAGGUGGAGCAAUAAAUAAAUUUUUGGUAAUUUUUUUAUACCUAACUUGCUUAAGAAGUGCUGUUUCUCAUAGGUGGUUUUUGGAAAUUUUAAGUAUAUUGUUUUCAACUGGGAAUGAUUCCCUCCCUUUGGUAUGCUAACAUUCAGUAAGCACUGAUGUUAUGGAAGCAGCCUGAUUUUUCAAAGCAUACUGCAUUUUUUAACCUAUCAGUGAUUAGCUUAGUAGAAAAAGAUAAGAAAAGCUCCAUAUUGUACCCGUUUGGCUCAGGGAGAUUUGCUUUACCUUUCUUAAAACUCCUUAUUGCUGAUCAAAAGUUUGGGCACCCACCUUUUUGCAAUUAAAUAUUGGCUGCUGAUUUAUCUGUUUCCAGGAAGUAGCGCUAUCAGGUUAUCUACUGAGAUUCUAUAGCAGUUGCUUCAGUGGGUGAAAAACGUCGCAUCUGCACCAGUACACAGCCAAGGCAAUCAUCACUUUUCAUCUAUUUUUAAAUAGUGGUGACUUGGCAUUCAGGUGAGACUGAAUCUUGCCUUGUAGCUUCAAGCGUGAAGAAGAUUCAGAAGAAGGGGUGUCUGUCCUUUCCAGGGAAUGGUGAACUAGGCGGUGCAGAGCAGACGGCUAAGGAACAAGGAGCCGCGUUCCUCAGAGUGAUGAGAAACACAUUCUGAAACUCAGUUGUCAAGUAUUUUUACCUUGGACAUUUAUUCUCUCUCUCUUUUUUAAAAUAAUGUGUCCCCUGACUCUCUUGCCUUCUCAGUGUCCAAGGAAGUUAGGUCAAUUAGGAUUUGAUGAAGGCAAAAUUAUUUCUCUGUAUAGAAGGACCUUAUUGCUUUAUCAGGGAAGUUAGAUGAAACUGAGAUUGGCAAGUGGACAGAACCCAGAAAACAGGAUGCCCCCAGCAAAUGCUUUUUUAACCCAUCUUAUAUUUGUAGAAAGUUCAUAGCUUAAAUCUUAGGAGAUUUGGGAAUAAAAGUCACCAUGUAGUGUGUGGAUUGAUAAUGGAAAUCAUCUGAUAUUAUUUCUGCAACUACUCCAUCAUUUACCCCUUCAUUGAAACCAACGAGGAGCUCCUGAAUGGAAGUGCCUGCUAUUUCCCAAGGGAUUCUGCUAAGUUUUGUGUUCAACCGUUGGAAAGCUCCCUGCUGUUUCAGUUGGUGACUUCUUUAAAAAAAAAAAAAAAAAGGAAAUGCAGGUUUUUGUAUACAGUUUUGUUCUCUUUUACUAGAAUUGUUGACGUGAUAAAAUUCAUGUAAGAUUUUAUUUCUUGGUAACUUUGGCUUACACAACAUACCUGUAAACCCUUGAGCAAUCUGUAUACAAGUAAGAGAUUUCUGACAUUUAUUCUUACACUAAAUUGAUUAGCUCUAGAAUUUAGGCAGUGUUACUUCUGUUGAGUUUUGAAUCUCCAGGGUUGCAUGUAGAUAGCUUUUGUUUCUGUGCAUUUAAAAUAUCCAUUUAGAAAAUAUAAGGUAAAAAUGAUAAGAAACGAACGUAUUUUUUCAUGAACAUUUUGUACACAUUUCAUCAAGUUAUUAUCAACCAAUUUCCUACACUGGUUAUAACUGUAUUUGAUUCAAAGAGAGGGAAGCAUUCAUUAUUGAUAUACUAUAUGGGCUUUUUUAUUCCAUUCUUUACAAAUUACCAAGGUUGAGGGCUGUCAAAAUUAUAUUUUUAUCAUGGAAAAAAAUUUCAACUCCCUAAGUCAUAAUGUUGAACAGAAUUGGAGUAUUUUCUUUAGAAUUACUUGAAAAGGCAAAUGAAAGCUUAUUAUAGAAUGCUUGUAUUUUUCUUUUGUCUCUCUGGAACCAGUAUAUUGCUGGCAGCUAUUGUAUUAAAAUAAAGUAUAUUUUCACUAUCAUAAAAA
Messenger RNA from Pteronotus mesoamericanus, 4240 nucleotides. RefSeq names its product chloride intracellular channel 4 (gene CLIC4). The coding region runs from base 192 to 953 and encodes 253 amino acids. The record is from RefSeq and is a predicted model, not a curated record. Lineage: Eukaryota; Metazoa; Chordata; Mammalia; Chiroptera; Mormoopidae. The transcript has 6 exons.